CACAUCCGGUUACGUAAUCGGUACUAUAGAAGCCUGGGCUGGAGUGCGACGUGUCUUACUGAGCAGAAAGCCGAGCGUCAUCAGCUGUCUCAGCCACUAUCACCAUCAGUAGCUCACCAACAGACAUCAUGGAUCAGGUAAUGCAAUUUGUUGAGCCCAGCCGCCAGUUUGUAAAAGAUUCCAUCAGGCUUGUCAAAAGAUGUACUAAGCCAGACAGGAAAGAAUUUCAGAAGAUCGCAAUGGCAACAGCAAUUGGAUUUGCUAUAAUGGGAUUUAUUGGAUUCUUUGUAAAACUAAUCCAUAUUCCUAUUAACAACAUUAUUGUCGGCAGUUAGUCUCCCUCGCUGCAGGUGAUGGCACGGAUUUCAAACAAUGGCAAUGUGUUAAUGGACAAAUGCAUUUUUUUUUUUUUCUAAGUUCUAUGUAUAUUUUUAUGUGGCCUAGUUCAUGUAAUAAAACACACAAAAUGAU
Pseudophryne corroboree (corroboree frog) is the source of this 471-nucleotide messenger RNA. It is a transcript of the gene SEC61G, whose product is annotated as SEC61 translocon subunit gamma. NCBI's taxonomy places the organism in Eukaryota, Metazoa, Chordata, Amphibia, Anura, Myobatrachidae. The record is from RefSeq and is a predicted model, not a curated record. Gene Ontology annotation, cellular component: membrane; Ssh1 translocon complex. The transcript has 4 exons. Bases 129 to 335 code for a protein of 68 amino acids. Gene Ontology annotation, biological process: protein targeting; post-translational protein targeting to membrane, translocation. Gene Ontology annotation, molecular function: transmembrane protein transporter activity.